This is a messenger RNA of Micromonas pusilla CCMP1545, 855 nucleotides long. RefSeq lists its product as uncharacterized. Lineage: Eukaryota; Viridiplantae; Chlorophyta; Mamiellophyceae; Mamiellales; Mamiellaceae. The record is from RefSeq and is a predicted model, not a curated record. The transcript has 2 exons. Bases 1 to 855 code for a protein of 284 amino acids.
AUGCAAGGCUGGGACGCGGUCAAGGCUGCGCUGAACCCGUUCGCCAUCGGUCGACGCCGGCGGGUCCCCCCGGGCGCGGGGCCCGGCCGCGUGCUCGUCUUUGCCGUGGACGGGUCGAGUGAAAGUGAAGACGCCGUGCGGUUCGGGCUCGACAACGUCGCGCGCGCGAACGAUACGUGCGCGUUCGCGUGCGCGUACAAGAGGGCGCCGCGCGGCGCGCGCGCGAUGGACCCGAGCGGUCUCACAGCGCUCGAGGGGACCGUGGACCAGGUGAGAACGACCCUGAGAAGAGAGAGCGUUCUCUCGGCGUUCUGGACGACUCUGCGUUUCGUUGACGCGACCGCCCUUCACCGCCGCGCGCAGGAUCAGCGCGAGCUUCGACUCGCCGCGGAGAAGAUCGACCGCGAGCGGUGCGAGAAGGCGACGACGCGCGCGGCGGAGGACGCGCGUCUCGUCGGCGUCGCGGGCGUCUUCUCGGACGUCCUCGCGUCCGAGGACUGCGGCAACGCGCCUCUCCGCGAGACGUUGUCUCGGUAUUGCGCGAGCAGAGCCGCGGACAUCGUGGUCGUCGGCAGCCGCGGGUUCGGGAGCAUCCACCGCGCGGCGCUGCACAUCGCCGGGUUCGGGAGCGUGAGCGAGCACCUCAUGCGGCACGGGACGUGGGCGACGCUGCUGGUGAAGCGCGCGGGGGAGGUCGUCGACGUCGACGGAAAGGCGAAUUCGGCGAAGUCCGCGAAGUCGGCGGCGAAGGAGGAGGUGGACACCGUCGGCGUCGGGUCCGCGGACGAGCGAAAGAUGAAGCCGACGAACGACGACGGCGGCGGCGGCGGCGGCGGCGCGAGAGACGCGAAGUGA